Messenger RNA from Ogataea angusta, 1137 nucleotides. RefSeq lists its product as uncharacterized. The record is from RefSeq and is a predicted model, not a curated record. Lineage: Eukaryota; Fungi; Ascomycota; Pichiomycetes; Pichiales; Pichiaceae. The coding region runs from base 1 to 1137 and encodes 378 amino acids. The transcript has a single exon.
AUGCAUGGAAGUACAAAGCCACCGUCUCCCCUUUUUUACACCUUAGCUCCCAGUAUACAAACUUCUUCUCUUAUGGUUUCUCUAUCCUCUUCCUCUUCGACUGCUAGAUAUGCACAACUGAUCCUUGGGGUGAUUCUCCUCGGUUUAUCAGGAAAAAUCAUCAACGACAGAAACUCCUUGACAUCUCUGGCAGAUGAGCUAAUGGAGCUCUAUAACAGUACUUCAUCCGAGACUUCUUUUUCCUUGGCUAAACGGGACGCAAAUGAGCCCUCCCUUUACGUUGACCCCUCGUGGAAAAAAUCUGCGGUUGUGCUUUCUUCAGCCUGUACCAGUAUUAGUUCCAAUUCCUUGAACUACGCGUUGCCAAAAUUUAUCACUAAAAAGAACACAAAUUCAAACACCCAAGCCCUUCUGUGGAAGUCUUCUGCCUUCAGAACCUUGUCAACCAGUGCGUCGGAUUUUGUUUCCAAGACGGCGAUAGGUGUUUCCCUGAAACAAGCUGGAUAUGCUUCAUCAUUAUUUGGAUCUGAGGUGCUUUCGCAAGCAUUGUGGGUAGUCAAUGUAAUUAUUCAAGUCAGUCAAUUUGGCUCCCAAUCAUGCUCCAAUGUCGAAGGCUUGAUCAGCAGCUAUAACCUUACUUCUGAUCUUUCCGAUUUCAUAUUGUCUAAUUACUACAACGAGAACGGAUCGGAUAACUUGACAUCGUCUGAUAGUGAGCUAUACGACCAGAUUGAAAACUUAUUCUCUCAAUCAAAUUCCUCAAAUCUCUUGGGGUCUCUAUCCAGCUUGCUAGACUCCUACAAUUCCAAUAAUCUUACUACUUUGGAGAAGCAGUCGGCCUUGUUACUCAAACUUGCAAGCAAUUGCCAGCUAAAGAAAUCUUCCAUGGCUUUGUCCAUCAUUACUCUUGCAACCUAUCUUCUUACUAGUACCUUUUUGGCUUCAAGUGCCGUGUCAUUUGUGAAUCAGUACCAUAAAGAAAAAGAACAGGCUACCAAAGCGAUCCAAGCUAAGCCAGAAAGUGAAGACACAGCAUCGGAAACACCGAGACCUCAAAUUCAUUUUGUUUAUAAAUCUGACUGGCUCCUCCCAGAUAUUCUUAGUGAUGAGGAGCUUUAUUCAAUUUCAACCGUAUAA